CUAAAUAAACCCCAUUUCUGAGGUGCCCAUAAGCAAAUUGCCUCAGCAAAAUCUCCGCGGCCCUAGCACGCAGAAAAAUGCAGUCACUGCAGGAGAAGGCGUCGGAGUGGAGUGGGGUGAAUCCAAAUGAUGCUUUUGCCAUUGAUGAAAUCAACCUCUACCAGAAAUUAGGCCUUCAGACCUUCAUAAAUCUUUCCACUAAUUUCUACAACAGAGUUUAUGAUGAUGAGGAAGAGUGGUUUCGAUCAAUUUUUGCAAAUUCCAAAAAGGAAGAUGCCAUUCAAAAUCAAUAUGAGUUCUUCGUGCAACGAAUGGGCGGGCCUCCUCUGUAUUCCCAAAGAAGAGGACAUCCUGCAUUGAUAGCACGCCAUCGUCCAUUCCCCGUCACUCGUCAAGCUGCAGAGAGGUGGUUGCACCACAUGCAAAAAGCAUUGGACAGCACUACAGAUAUCGACUCAGACUCCAAAGUUAAAAUGACGAACUUUUUUAGGCACACUGCGUUCUUUCUAGUUGCGGGAGAUGAGUUGAAGAACCAAAAACAGAGCAUUGCAUGUAAGCAUGCAACCAGCAAACCGGCUGCAGUGUAAAGUCCUAACACAAUUAGCUCAUUUGAUUCAUGGAGCAAAUAACAAUAAUUGGUAAUGAACUUAUUGAUGCUGUCUGUGUAGAAGGGAAGUGUCCAAAAAUUUCUAGGCAUUUUAGUAAUGAGAAUAAUUUGAAAUGAAUUCAAAGUUCCCUCUUAUUUAUCUAUCAAUAUAUUUGUAUUGUUAUGUAGUU
Olea europaea var. sylvestris is the source of this 777-nucleotide messenger RNA. RefSeq names its product two-on-two hemoglobin-3-like. Bases 78 to 587 code for a protein of 169 amino acids. The transcript is spliced from 4 exons. NCBI's taxonomy places the organism in Eukaryota, Viridiplantae, Streptophyta, Magnoliopsida, Lamiales, Oleaceae. Gene Ontology annotation, molecular function: oxygen carrier activity; oxygen binding; heme binding. The record is from RefSeq and is a predicted model, not a curated record. Gene Ontology annotation, biological process: oxygen transport.